This is a messenger RNA of Dovyalis caffra, 1380 nucleotides long. The record is from the annotation of a GenBank genome assembly. Lineage: Eukaryota; Viridiplantae; Streptophyta; Magnoliopsida; Malpighiales; Salicaceae.
AUGGCAAUGGUGCAAUCUCCGAAGGCAGCAACAUCAUCAUCAUCGCCGUCGUUAAUUCUGACGUCCGCCCCUUUCCGUGGACGGAGACGGACGGUGGUUGCAGUAUCGGUGGCGGCAAGGGGGUCAUCGUCGUCUUCGUCCGGUGAUCAGAAAUCCAAGGAUGAUAGGUUGUUGCAGGAAAGUGGGGUCCACCGGACCAAGUUACGGGUCCCGGCAACAAUUGUUCCGUGGAAGAGUGGUAGCGGUGGUGGGGUCACGGCGGUGGUGGAUUCAGAAGUUGGGGGCAGGAGGGCCAUUUCAAUAAAGAGGGUGUUACAGGAUGAUGACCCCAAUACUGUUAGGGAGUUUUCACUGUCUGGUACUUGUCGGGGUGAUACCAUUUUUACCCAGUCGUGGACCCCAGCUUCUAUUAAAGUCAGAAACUAUUGCGUUGCCAUAUCUGGAAGGAAUAAUAUGGUCUGCACAGAUCGGUCUAAUAAUUCCCUGGAGAAGGACCGACCCCCAAGAAUUGUAUUACCCAAUGGCCGAUAUAGUGACUUUGCGAAAGAGCUGAAUGCUAAUGGGUUUAAGGUUUAUGGAAUGGAUUGGAUUGAGGCCAGAUCUGUGGUUUCUGAUUCAUUUCAAGGACAUGGUGGAAGUGAUGGGCUACAUGGAUAUGUUCAUUCUCUUGAUUAUGCUGUUGAUGAUUUGGUAUGUUUUGAUUUGUAUCCACAAGAUGCUGAUGGGGUUUAUGUUGCAUCCAAUGAAUCUAACUUUGCUCCAUUCCCAUCCAACAUUUUACAGAAAUCAUUUCUUGACAAGGUUUUAUUGGAAAAUCCUGGGCUUCCAUGUUUUUGCUUUGGGCACUCAACAGGUGCAGCCAUUGUUCUUAAGGCGAUGAUGGAUCCAAAAGUUGAAGCUCGCGUUUCAGGUGUGGUAUUGACUUCACCUGCGGUAGGAAUUCAGCCAUCCCAUCCUCUGAUUGUGCUACUAGCCCCGGUUAUCUCAUUUUUGCUGCCCACGUUCCAAAUGAACACUACAAAUAAGAAGGGCAUGCCAGUUUCUCGGGACCCAGAGGCAUUAGUGGCUAAGUAUUCAGACCCACUAGUCUACACCGGAUCUGUCAGGGUAAGGACUGGCUAUGAAAUUCUCCGAAUUACAAACUAUUUACAGCAGAACCUGAAAAGAUUGAGAGUUCCACUUCUUGUUCUUCAUGGCACUGCUGACACUGUAACUGACCCGGAUGCUUCUCGAAAACUGUAUGAAGAAGCCUCCUCAACUGACAAAACCAUCAAACUAUUGGAAGGGUUCUUACAUGAUCUCUUAUUCGAACCAGAACGGGAAGAAAUCAUGAAGGACAUAACUGAUUGGUUGAAUUGUAGAGUAUUAACGGUUAGGUAG